Molecule: messenger RNA, 2304 nt
Organism: Fusarium redolens
Lineage: Eukaryota; Fungi; Ascomycota; Sordariomycetes; Hypocreales; Nectriaceae
Product: Six-hairpin glycosidase-like protein
Exons: 1
Coding region: 1-2304 (767 amino acids)
Biological process (GO): carbohydrate metabolic process
Molecular function (GO): alpha-L-fucosidase activity
Source: RefSeq, a predicted model, not a curated record
AUGGACGAGAGCGAGUCAAGUGACACAGACAAAGGCAUGCUCUUGCAUUAUGCCGCCCCCGCAUCUUCAUGGUCUGAGGCUCUUCCCAUUGGUAACGGGCGGCUAGGAGCUAUGGUCUACGGGCGAACGUCGACCGAGCUGCUCCAACUCAACGAGGACUCUGUUUGGUAUGGCGGCCCGCAGGACAGAACACCCCGAGAUGCGCACAGUCAUUUAGCUACUCUCAGACAACUGAUCAGAGAUGAGAAGCACAAGGAUGCAGAAGAUCUUGUGAAGGAGGCCUUCUUUGCUACGCCAUCGAGCAUGAGACACUACGAGCCACUGGGUCAAUGCAAGAUUGAGUUUAAUCAUGAGGAGAGUGAGGUGACCGAUUACACAAGAUACCUCGACUUGGAUGCUUCCCAAGUCACAACUCGUUACAAAUGCGGUGGUAUUUCUUAUCGUCGUGAUGUAAUUGCCAGCUAUCCGGAUAGUGUACUUGCCAUCCAAGUCCAAGCAUCCGAAAAGAGCCGUUUCGUUAUACGGUUGAAUCGACAGAGCGAGAAUGAGGGAGAGACCAACGAGUACCUCGACAGCAUCUUCGCGCAAGACGCACGGAUUAUUCUCAACGCUACGCCAGGUGGUGCAAACAGUAAUCGCCUGUCUCUCGUUCUUGGAAUUUCCUGCGAACCUGGUGAUGGGAUUGUCAAGGCAGUUGGAAAUUGUCUGGUUGUGGAUGCGGCCAAAUGUGUUAUCGCCAUCGGCGCGCAUACGACGUUCAGAAAAGAGGACCCCGAAAGAUCGGCUCUUUUAAAUGUUGAUGAUGCUCUUCGGAGGCCAUGGGAAGUUCUCGUCCGCCGCCAUCGAUCCGAUUACACCAACCUCUUCGGCCGAAUGUCCCUUCGGUUAUUCCCUGACGCGAACCAUCUAACGACGAACAAGAGAAUCGUCAGCAGCAGAGAUGCAGGCUUGGUGGCUUUGUAUCACAACUACGGACGAUACCUGCUCAUCUCCUCAAGUCGAAACUCGGAGAAGGCUCUGCCAGCAACACUACAGGGGAUAUGGAAUCCUUCUUUUUCACCACCCUGGGGAUCCAAGUUCACCAUCAACAUCAACCUCCAAAUGAACUACUGGCCAGCUAUUCCUUGCAGUCUCAUCGAAUGUGCUAUACCACUCAUCAAGCUCCUCGAACGCAUGGCUGAAAGAGGCAAAAGGACAGCCAAGAUGAUGUACAACUGCAAAGGAUGGUGCGCUCAUCAUAACACGGACAUAUGGGCUGAUACUGACCCUCAAGAUCGGUGGAUGCCUGCUACUAUCUGGCCGCUUGGAGGAGCCUGGCUGUGUACGGAUGUUGUCAGAAUGCUCAUAUAUCAGUACGAACCCACACUUCAUUGCCGUAUUGCUCCUGUCCUCGAAGGCUGUGUUCAGUUCCUUCUUGACUUUCUCAUUCCAUCUGCUUGCGGCAGAUACUUGGUUACCAACCCAUCCUUAUCUCCUGAAAACAGCUUUGUAUCUCAGUCAGGAGAGACAGGCAUUUUCUGUGAAGGGUCUGUGAUCGAUAUGACAAUCGUGCGCAUUGCUUUCGAGAGCUUUCUCUGGAGCAUCAGUAUCCUCGACCCAGAUCACCCGCGAAGGAACGAUGUCAUCGCAGCGCUCGAUAAGCUUCCUCCCAUGUCACUUAAUAAAGAUGGACUCAUACAGGAAUGGGGAUUGAGGAAUCACAAAGAAGCUGAACCCGGACAUCGCCACGUAUCACAUCUCUUGGGACUAUACCCCGAUGACUCUAUCAGUAUGGACUCGUCGCCGCUCCUGAUCAAGGCUGCGAAGAAAGUUCUUGCGAGAAGAGCAGAGCACGGAGGAGGUCAUACAGGCUGGAGUAGGGCGUGGCUACUGAACCUCCACGCACGUCUUCGAGACUCCGAGGGUUGCGAAAAGCACAUGGAUUUAUUGUUGAAAACGUCAACAUUACCAAACAUGCUGGACAAUCAUCCUCCAUUUCAGAUAGACGGCAACUUUGGUGGAUGUGCUGGGAUCUUGGAGUGUCUCGUCCAAUCUACCCUGAGAUCCGAGCCUUCAAAGCAAGUCGUCGUCAUACAUCUACUUCCGAGCUUACCGCCGUCUUGGGGAGCUGGGAAGGUAGCACAUGUCAGAGCUAUGGGAGGAUGGCUUGUUUCUCUCGAGUGGAAGGAAGGCAUGCUUAUAGAACCGCUGCGAGUGGAAGCUACUGUAAUUCAGGCUCCAGACGCACUCGUUGUGUUUCCCAGUGGCGAGAAGGUUUAUGCAUCAAGUAAGAAACUUGGACCACAAAGUAUAUGGUAUAAAUGA